AUGAACUCGAUUAAAAUACUAAUCUUACUCAUUUCUUUGUUUACUCUUAAUCAAGCUUAAAUAUUGUCUCAGUAAUUAGACAAUGAAAAGCAGCGGUUGGUAAUAAGUAUAGAGAAUUUGGAAAAUGAGGCUGUCAUUAAUUUCUAAAAUUAGGAUGUAAAUUUUAGUGUUAUUCUAGGGUCAAUUUGUUGAUCAAAUUUUUUGCUAGAGGAGUCAAUGUGAAUGCAUAGUUACAUAAUCCAAUACGACAGAAGAACAUAUUGAAAUUUAGGAAUGUAGUGAGAACAAAUUAAUAAUACAAAGAAACUACUCAUAGCUCAUAGCCAGCUUGAGUUCAUCCCCAUAAAGAAGAAUGGUAGAAGUGUAUUCCGAUAGUGACAUGACUGACUCAAAAACAAUCGAUUCCAGAUUGACAAUAAAAUGGAAAUUCAACAGUGAUGGUACUAUAGAAUUUGCCACUAUUUGGAACAAAAAGACCUGGUUGGGCAUUGGAUUCGGAUCAUCGGUAAUAUAUCUUUUUAAUUUUUCAAGAUGAGUAAUGUUGACAUGAUAACCCUUAAUGUCUCAGGAAGCACUGUUGAAUUGUUGGACCUCUAUUCAACAUCUUAGAACACUCCUCCAACGGACUCACAAUAAGACUAUACAUUAAUUUCGUAUGAAGUAGGAAGUGCUUCAGUUAAAACAAGAUUCAAGAGAAAACUUUCCACUGGAGACUCCAAAGACAAAACCCUCGUAAAAGGAAGCUCCUACAGUUGGUGUUAUGCUUAUUCAAGUGCUUUAUGUAUUUCUAUUAAAUAUAUUACUUAGCUCUGGAAAGACACACAGUUAAUUUAGGAUUUUCAAUUACACUCACUGACAGUGGAACUUCAUCUUCUUCAUCAUCAGGAAGUAGUUCUUCCUCAUCAGGAAGUGGUUCUACUUCAUCCUCAGGAAGUGGUUCUUCAUCAUCUUCAGGAGCUGAUACUACCUCAUCAGGAACUGAUACUACCUCAUCAGGAACUGAUACUACAUCUUCAGGAACUGGAACUACAUCUGCUGGAAGUGAAUCCACAGCACCAGGAACUGAUUCUAAUGAAAGUUCAGAAAAUGAAGAUUCCGAUUCUGAUUCAGAUUCCGAUUCAACAAAAUCUUCAAUACAAAUCUCGCUGGGCAUCGUUUGCAUGAUUUAGAUAAUUUUAUUUUGA
Messenger RNA from Paramecium octaurelia, 1184 nucleotides. Lineage: Eukaryota; Ciliophora; Oligohymenophorea; Peniculida; Parameciidae. The record is from the annotation of a GenBank genome assembly.